AUGGAUUUUAGUGAUUACACUCUUCCAAAAAUUAAUGAAUGUACUCAAACUAUUUCACAGUUGAAUCCUGUAGCACAAACUUCUGUUUUGUCCAACACUUUAUCCAACACAUAUCAAAAUAAUGUAGACAAAAGUUUGGAUUCUCUCACUCUUACCAACAAUCAUGAUAUGCUCGAAAACCCCGACAGCCCGCCUCAGCAUGACACUAGCAAAGGCAGCACAGAAGAACAACAUUUAUGUCAGUACUGUGAUCGAGUCUAUCCAUCCCGAACCAAUCUAUCAAGGCAUAUUUUUAGAGUUCAUCGCCUACCUUCUAAGAAGAAAUCAAAUGACGAUUUAACAAAUGAAUCUAAAGGUGCAAUUUGUUAUGAAGAAGGCUGCGACAACCAAAAAUUCAAAAGCACCACAGAACUGCGCAAUCAUCUUGUAAAUCAACAUAACUUCAUUUUCCAAGUUGUAAAAAAUGAACUAGAAACUGAACAGGAGUUUAUAACAUGGAAAAAAAAUACAGAGGAAACUUGUAAUAUAAAGUGGGUAAAACAGGCUGCCAAGAAAAAAGCAUCUGGUUGUACGGUUGUAACAUACAUUUGCCAUAGAAGUGGUAAAUUUCGUAGCAAUGGUGCCCGACGGAGAGCGUUAAAAUCAUGUAAAAUCGGACAUUUUUGCACUGCAUACUUGAAAGUAGUGAUAUUAGGUGAUAACAAAGGAUAUCAAGUUGAACUAUAUCCUGAUCAUUAUGGCCACGAUGUUUCUUCUUCAGAGGACAAAAAAGUUAAAGUUCAAGUUGCAAAAUGCUUGAAUACUCCUGUUAGAGGAGUUAUCCUGGGUACUACUGGUGUUCUUUUUGAAAAUGGGAAAUAUGAAGCUAUAAAGGGAUCUGUAGUUGGAGUAGAAAGGCUACGGCAACUUGGGAUUGCUGUCAAAUUCAUGACAAAUGAUUCAAGGAGGACACCUAUGGAGUUAUUGAAAAAGUUACAAUCUUUAGGGUUUAGUGUUGCAGAGGAUGAAAUUUCUUCUCCUAUACCUGUUGUAAUAAAUACCUUAUUAACUCUUGGUUUACGGCCGUUUUUAAUGGUUCAUCAAGAUAUUCUACCAGCUUUUGAUAAACUUGAUCAGACCUCACCAAAUUGUGUUGUCAUUGGCGACAUGGGGAACACUGUCUCAGCUGAUAUGUUUAAUAAAGCUUAUCAAGUGCUGACUUCCUCUCCAAGUCCGGUGCUUGUGAAAUUGGGAAAUGAAAAGUACUAUAAAGAAAAAAAUGAGUUAGUCCUUGGUGCUGCAUCAUAUGCUGCUGCCUUAGAGUAUGCAUGUUCUACAGAAGCCAUGGUUGUAGGAAAGCCUUGUUAUGAUUUCAUCAUGAAUGCUGUGAAUGAGAUGGGCAUUUGCCCUCAGGAGAUUCUAAUGGUAGGAGAUGAUAUAGAAAAUGACAUUCAAGCUGCUCAGCGAUGUGGAAUGAGAGCGAUACUCGUAAGAACUGGAAAGUUUAGAGUUGAUGAUGCAAAGCAUGAAGUAAUAAAACCAGAUGCUAUUGUAAAGAAUGUUGCUCAUCUGGUUGAUAUGUUAGUUUUGAAAUCGAAAAGGGAAAAUUCAUCCAAGUGUUCUGACAGUCCUCAUAAAUAUCCACAAGAGCAUAAAAAACAAGUUAACAGAAGCCCUAAAGUUAUUGAACAACAGCCACCACCUCCUCCCCCUCCUGUUGUUCCUCCUAUUCCACAAGUUCCAGUGCACUGCGACAUUUUUCCAUUUCGCUUUGGGGCAGGACCAGAAGUUAGCUAA
Uloborus diversus is the source of this 1776-nucleotide messenger RNA. RefSeq lists its product as uncharacterized. Lineage: Eukaryota; Metazoa; Arthropoda; Arachnida; Araneae; Uloboridae. The record is from RefSeq and is a predicted model, not a curated record. Gene Ontology annotation, cellular component: cytosol. Gene Ontology annotation, molecular function: inorganic diphosphate phosphatase activity; phosphatase activity. Bases 1 to 1776 code for a protein of 591 amino acids. Gene Ontology annotation, biological process: dephosphorylation. The transcript has 10 exons.